Molecule: messenger RNA, 1533 nt
Organism: Fusarium venenatum
Lineage: Eukaryota; Fungi; Ascomycota; Sordariomycetes; Hypocreales; Nectriaceae
Product: FAD dependent oxidoreductase-domain-containing protein
Cellular component (GO): cytoplasm
Molecular function (GO): oxidoreductase activity
Source: RefSeq, a predicted model, not a curated record
AUGGGCGCCGUCAUAUCAUCCAUUCGGUCAACAACCUCGGCCAUUUCCCAAGGCGUCAAAACCAUCUUGGCUCUGCACAAGCAAUUCUCAUCCGCUCUUGCUAGGGCCUCUUCAGAACCUGGAUUUCCGGUUCCUAACCCGACAAACUCAUACUGGCUCGACGACCCGCCCUUUCCCGCGCUAUGCGACAUUCAAGAUGACCAGCUUCCCCAAGAAGCUGACGUGGUCAUCAUCGGCAGCGGCAUCACAGGAGCAGCAGUAGCAAAGUCGCUCCUCGAGCUUUCCGACUCCAAAUUGAGAAUCGUUGUCUGCGAGGCAAGGCAGAUAUGUAGCGGCGCGACGGGAAGAAACGGAGGGCAUGUCAAGAGUUCGCCCUAUAGUGAGUUUUCCAUGUUUCGUAAUCGGUUAGGACCCGAGGUUGCGAGCAGGGUCGUCAGAUUCAAGAGGCGCCAUUUGGACAUGAUGAAGCAGGUUGGAGAGCAGAUUGGACAUGGUGAUGUGAGAGAAGUUGAUACUGUGGAUUUGUUCUUGGGGCAAGAAGAAUUUGAGAGUGCGAAGAAGCAGGUAGCUGAGGUCAAAGGCUGGAUGCCUGAGGAGGAGCACAAGAUCUGGGAGGGUGAAGAGGCGAGGAAGCAGUUUGGUGCAAAUGAACUUGUUGCUGGUGCUGUAUCUUAUACAGCUGGUGCACUCUGGCCAUAUCGACUUAUCACGGGUGUAUGGAAUGAACUCCUCGAGCGAUUUUCGGGCUUGAGCAUCAACACUCACACACCAGUUGAGACUGUCACCUGUAUUGCAGAUGGUACAUACACAGUCGAAACAAGUCGUGGAACCAUCAAUGCACGACAUGUCAUCCACACUACCAACGCUCACGCAGGCCAAUUGCUCCCUAAACUGAGAGGUUCGCUUUGCGGCGCCAUCGCUCACAUGAGUGCCCAACGCCCUGGCGCUUCAUUCCCAUCAUCCCAUGGAAACCGCUCAUGGUCCCCGAUUUACAGCCCAGGCUUCGACUAUGUAACCCAGCAGCCAGACAGACCAGACGGAACACCGGGUGAUCUCAUGGUAGGCGGAGGUUUCUUCCGAAGUCGCCAUAAGGGCAUUGAUCAGAUGGGAAUAUGGGACGACAGUCAAACCCACGCCCUCCCACUGAUUCACGUCCGAGGCAUCAUGCCCGCCAUUUUCGAACCGCAAUGGGGAGAAGGAAGUAAGCUGGUCAAAGCCUGGACUGGAAUCAUCGGUUUCACUGGCGAUUUGAUGCCAUUUGUUGGACGAGCCCCUCGAUCUCCUGUCAAGAAGGAUUCGGGGGAGUGGGUAGCUGCGGGAUUCUGCGGUGAGGGUAUGGUUUGGGCUUGGCUUUGCGGAACGGCAUUGGCGGUUAUGGUUCUUGGUAAAGAUGGCGAAGAUCUGGAAGAGGGUGUUGGAAGACCUGGGGGGGAGUUGGAGGAGUGGUUUCCUAAGGAUCUGUUGAGUGUUGAUGAUGCGAGGUUGAGAAGGGCGGAUAUUGCGAAUGUGGCUGAUGCUAUGGAUGAACUCUGA